AAACACCGCUCACCGCUCCGGUCUCUCUAGUCUCUGCUUUAAAAACCCUUCCCUUGCCUGACUCAUGUGGCUUAUAUCUGCUACUCUUUAUCUCAUACGCAGCAACCAUCGAGGCAUCGAACCCACUAGCUAGUUAGCAAUGGCUUCUCAGAAAGCUAUCAACAAUAAAACCAACCGGGCUGGUCAAGGAGAUGCGGGAGAGCCGCAGGGUAGUAGAAAGAUUGAGGUGCAUCCUGAGCAAGAAAAAGUGCCAUAUGUCACCAACAAAUGUGAUGCAGCAGCUGAUACACCCGAUACAGAGAGAGAAUCUCAAGCUGAGAAAGAACAGCCCACGCUGGAGGAGAUGGGCAAGUACCGAGCGAUAGCCCAACAGAGUUCCAUAGAUGCGAUCAGGAGAGCAGAGGAGCGAUAUGAAAAGGCGAAGGCAUCGGCUGCGCCUGCGGCGGGACUAGAAGCAGAAGGAACCAAGGAGUCCUCCUCUACAGGGGACGCCACUUCUUAUGUGGCGGAGAAGGGUGCCAAAGCCAUGGACACAGUCAAGCAAGGAGUUCAAAGUGCUGCAAAAUAUGCAUCGAGUAAGGGUGGCGCUGCCAGGGACACAAUUCUGGAAAAAAACCAACAAGGCUAUGGUUAUGCCAGGGACAAGGCUCAGCAGGCCUAUGUUGCCACUAGGGAUACUAUGGCGAGGGGGGCUGGCCAAGCCAAGGACGCCACCGUCGAAGGCAGUAAGAAGGCAGCAGGGUACGCAGGCCAGAAAGCCGUGGAAGCGAAGGAUGCGGCCGUCAGAACAGGUUGGGCUGCAGCACACUACACAUCGGAGAAAGCUGCUGAGGCGGCAGAGGCAGCUGCAGCUUACACGGCCAAGAAAAAGGCCGAAGCCGACCCAACAACGAAAGAGCUCGGAGCGACGGCCAAUGGCGAAUGUUUGAGUGGUGGACAGGAUAUUAUUACAGAAUUUAAAGAAAAGAUAGCCAUCCAGAUAGGACCAACAUGAGAAAAACAGGGACUCGAUCAUAAUUAAAGAAGAAACAGGUUGAAGGUGGAGCUCGGAGUGACGGCCAAUGGCGAAUGUUUGAGUGGUGGCCAGGAUAUUAUUACAGAAUUUAAAGAAAAGAUAGCCAUCCAGAUAGGACCAACAUGAGACAAACAGGGACUCGAUCAUAAUUAAAGAAGAAACAGGUUGAAGGUGGAUUAU
This is a messenger RNA of Nelumbo nucifera (sacred lotus), 1195 nucleotides long. RefSeq lists its product as uncharacterized. NCBI's taxonomy places the organism in Eukaryota, Viridiplantae, Streptophyta, Magnoliopsida, Proteales, Nelumbonaceae. The record is from RefSeq and is a predicted model, not a curated record. Gene Ontology annotation, cellular component: cytosol. Gene Ontology annotation, biological process: cold acclimation.